AUGGGCAUGUGGCGGCCUGUUGAGUUGGCGAAUGACAGCGCCUCUGAGGGGUUAGUGCUAUUUGAAGAAUUUUGUCAUGACGAAUACCCCAAACCUAAAAUUAAAAAAGUUAAGAUUUCCAGAAGGAAUCCUGUAAAUGUCGAAGAUGAAGUUUAUUUAAAUGCAGUUCAAUCUAAAAUGGGUAGUUGGUCUGCGUGUUAUCAAUUGUCUAAUGAAUUACUAUCAUCAUUGUACGUUAUGGGACAUUUUGUACCUACUGAGAUACAGAAGUUGGCGCUAAAAGCACUGGAAACUGAUAGUGACAUUAUUUACUCUGCAGAAACUGGUUCCGGAAAGACAAUUGCAUACGCGCUCAAUUUGGCAAUCAAAUUAGUUGACAACGUAAGUAAUAAACAUGGGAUAGUUUUGGUUCCAACUAGAGAACUGGCUGUGCAAGUGUACAAGGUUAUCAAAUCACUCAUUAAAUAUACUAAAUUGAGAGUCGUUUGUAUUGUAGGUGGAUUUUCUGUGGAUAAGCAAAAAAGGCUCUUAUCUUCACCCUUUAACAUUAUCGUCGCAACACCGGGGAGAUUAGCCGAUAUGAUGGGAACAGAAGAAUCGAUUAAGAAUUUAAAAUUGCAAAUUCUAGUGUUUGAUGAAGCAGAUAGAUUUGUUGAUAACACGAAUAUGAAGGAUUUUGAAAAGAUAUUAAAGAUUCUACUAAAGGCUGGGAAUGUCACAAAGAUACUAUGCUCUGCGACCAUCCCUUCCGAGUAUUCCAAGAUAUCCAAGCUUUUCAAGUUAAAAAAUCCAAUUUUAUGUAAAGUAGAAGGUAAAAUUUUGCCUGAUAAGCUUGUUUUUCGAAAAAUUAACAUGAAAUAUAGUGAUAAAGAAUUUACACUGUUUCACGUAAUUUUAACCUAUUUAAUGGGAAAUAAUAUGAAAAUUAUUGUCUUCAUGAAGACAAUAUCACAUGUAAAAAGACUUUAUUCCAUUUUCAAAUUGUUGUUUCAGCAAGGUAAGCUCAAAACCAGCUUUGGCACGGACACAAUCACAAGCAUACACUCUAAGCUGCAGCAGAGGUCUAGAAUUAAAAAUCUUGAUAAUUUUGAACAGUCAAAAAAAGGGAUUCUAUUUGCUACUGACGUUGCUGCUAGAGGAAUUGAUUUGCCUUUUGUUGACAUUGUUAUCCAAUUCCAUCCUCCCGCAAAUGCGGAACUGCUGAUUCAUAAGAGUGGGAGAACGGCAAGGGCAGGGAGAUGUGGAACCUGUAUCAGUCUUAUUUCCGAGGAAGAUAUGAUGGAAUGGGAGAGGUUCUUUUCCAAAAUAGGGAAAAGGCUAUCGCAAAUUGAAUUGUUUACCCUCAAAAAAAUUGAUUUUUUGGUUGAUUUAUGGAGGCAAGCCCUAAUUGUAGAUCAACUAGAACAUAAGGAAAGUAAAAGGGCACGAUCAUCCCUUUCAAAAUUGGCUGCCAAAGCUGAUAUGAUUGUUUCGGAUGAAGAUGAUGAAGUUGAACCGUCAAGCCUAUCUAGGGAGAGGAAGAAGUUGCUAAGGAUGCUGAGUGUGGUGGGGAAUAAUGGCGUAUAA
Babesia microti strain RI is the source of this 1566-nucleotide messenger RNA. RefSeq names its product DEAD/DEAH box helicase. Gene Ontology annotation, cellular component: nucleolus. The record is from RefSeq and is a predicted model, not a curated record. The transcript is spliced from 7 exons. The coding region runs from base 1 to 1566 and encodes 521 amino acids. NCBI's taxonomy places the organism in Eukaryota, Apicomplexa, Aconoidasida, Piroplasmida, Babesiidae. Gene Ontology annotation, molecular function: ATP binding; nucleic acid binding.